AUGGUGGACAGGACCUUUGGUCCUGGUUUUCCGGGUGUUCUCUGCCUGCCAGACAGCUUGAACCUUCACAAAGACCAGCCAAGGUCAAACAAGCCCGGGGAAGUGCAGAUGUUCAGCCAGUCAGAGCUAAGGACCAUUGAACAGUCUUUACUUGCUACACGUGUGGGGAGCAUUGCUGAACUCAGCGACCUGGUGUCUCGAGCAAUGCACCACCUCCAGCCCCUCAAUGCCAAGCAGCAUGGGAAUGGGACGCCAAUGCACCAGAAGCAGGGCUCACUGUACUGGGAGCCAGAGGCUCUGUACACCCUCUGCUACUUCAUGCACUGUCCGCAGAUGGAGUGGGAAAACCCUAAUGUGGAGCCGUCAAAAGUCACGCUGCAGACUGAGAGGCCGUUCAUUGUGCUGCCUCCCCUGAUGGAGUGGAUACGGGUUGCCGUGGCUCACGCAGGGCACCGUCGCAGCUUUUCGGUGGACAGCGAUGACGUACGGCAGGCAGCGAGGCUCUUACUGCCGGGAGUUGACUGCGAACCUCGACAGUUAAAAAUCGACGACUGUUUUUGUGCAUCUCGGAAACUGGAUGCAGUUGCCACCGAAGCAAAGUUCAAGCAGGACCUGGGUUUCCGGAUGCUCAACUGUGGCCGAACAGAUCUGGUUAAACAAGCAAUAUCCUUGCUGGGGCCUGAUGGGAUUAACAGCAUGAGUGAACAGGGCAUGACUCCACUGAUGUAUGCUUGUGUCAGGGGUGAUGAGGCUAUGGUGCAGAUGCUGCUAGAUGCUGGAGCAGAUCUGAAUGCUGAGGUUGUCAGUACUGCUCAUAAAUACCCAUCCGUCCACCCUGAGACCCGCCAUUGGACAGCUCUGACAUUUGCUGUGUUGCAUGGACAUAUUCCUGUAGUUCAGCUGUUGCUGGAUGCUGGAGCAAAGGUAGAAGGUUCCUUGGAGCAUGGAGAGGAAAAUUACUCAGAAACUCCUUUACAGUUGGCAGCAGCUGCUGGAAAUUUUGAAUUGGUCAGUCUGCUGUUGGAGCGAGGAGCUGACCCCAUGAUAGGAACAAUGUACAGGAACGGCAUUUCCAUGACUCCACAAGGUGACAUGAACUCUUUCAGUCAGGCUGCUGCACAUGGACACAGGAAUGUCUUUCGUAAGCUGCUUGCUCAGCCGGAGAAGGAGAAGAGUGAUAUUCUGUCGUUGGAGGAGAUCCUGGCCGAGGGGACAGACUUGCCCGACUCAGCAGCAGCUCCGCUCUGCGCCAGCCGCAACAGCAAGGCCAAGCUGAAAGCCCUAAAGGAGGCCAUGUACCACAGUGCCGAGCAUGGCUACGUGGAUGUGACCAUUGACAUACGGAGCAUAGGUGUUCCCUGGACGCUGCACACGUGGCUGGAGUCCUUGCGCACGUCCUUCCAGCAGCACAGGCGACCCCUCAUCCAGUGCUUGCUAAAGGAAUUCAAGUCCAUUCAGGAAGAAGAGUACACAGAGGAGCUCAUCACACAAGGGUUGCCUCUGAUGUUUGAGAUACUGAAAGCCAGCAAG
This is a messenger RNA of Leptosomus discolor (cuckoo roller), 1530 nucleotides long. Lineage: Eukaryota; Metazoa; Chordata; Aves; Leptosomiformes; Leptosomidae. The record is from RefSeq and is a predicted model, not a curated record.